Fukomys damarensis (Damara mole-rat) is the source of this 1584-nucleotide messenger RNA. It is a transcript of the gene Camkk2, whose product is annotated as calcium/calmodulin dependent protein kinase kinase 2. Gene Ontology annotation, molecular function: protein kinase activity; ATP binding. Gene Ontology annotation, biological process: protein phosphorylation; CAMKK-AMPK signaling cascade; activation of protein kinase activity. The transcript has 18 exons. Lineage: Eukaryota; Metazoa; Chordata; Mammalia; Rodentia; Bathyergidae. The record is from RefSeq and is a predicted model, not a curated record. The annotation marks the transcript as partial.
GUGUCCAUCACGGGCCUGCAGGACUGCGUGCAGCUCAAUCAGUACACGCUGAAGGAUGAGAUUGGGAAGGGCUCCUACGGUGUGGUCAAACUGGCCUACAACGAGAGCGACAACACCUACUACGCCAUGAAGGUGCUGUCUAAGAAGAAGCUGAUCCGGCAGGCUGGCUUCCCCCGUCGCCCCCCACCCCGGGGCACCCGUCCAUCCCUGGGUGGCUGCGUCCAGCCCCGGGGCCCCAUUGAGCAGGUGUACCAGGAAAUUGCCAUCCUCAAGAAGCUGGACCACCCCAAUGUGGUGAAGCUGGUGGAGGUCCUGGAUGACCCCAAUGAAGACCAUCUGUACAUGGUGUUUGAACUGGUCAACCAGGGGCCUGUGAUGGAAGUGCCCACCCUCAAGCCGCUCUCUGAGGACCAGGCCCGCUUCUAUUUCCAGGAUCUGAUCAAAGGCAUCGAGUACCUACACUACCAGAAGAUCAUCCACCGAGACAUCAAGCCCUCCAACCUGCUGGUGGGAGACGAUGGCCAUAUCAAGAUUGCUGACUUUGGUGUCAGCAAUGAGUUCAAGGGCAGUGAUGCUCUCCUGUCCAACACCGUGGGCACGCCCGCCUUCAUGGCGCCCGAGUCACUCUCGGAGACCCGCAAGAUCUUCUCUGGGAAGGCCUUGGAUGUGUGGGCCAUGGGUGUGACACUGUACUGCUUUGUCUUUGGCCAGUGCCCAUUCAUGGACGAGCGGAUCAUGUGUCUGCACAGUAAGAUCAAGAGUCAGGCCCUGGAAUUCCCCGAACAGCCUGACAUAGCAGAGGAUGUGAAGGACCUGAUCACCCGUAUGCUGGAUAAGAACCCCGAGUCGAGGAUUGUGGUCCCGGAUAUCAAGCUGCACCCCUGGGUCACGAGGCACGGGGCCGAACCACUGCCAUCGGAGGACGAGAACUGCACACUGGUCGAGGUGACCGAAGAGGAGGUCGAGAAUUCGGUCAAACACAUCCCCAGCCUGGCGACCGUGAUCCUGGUGAAGACCAUGAUCCGGAAGCGCUCCUUCGGGAACCCUUUCGAGGGCAGCCGGCGGGAGGAGCGCUCGCAGUCGGCCCCCGGGAACCUGCUCAGCAAAAAACCACCCAGGGAGUGGGAGCCCCUGUCUGAGCCCAAGGAAGCAAAGCAGCGAAGACAGCCCUCGGGGUCCAGACCUGGCCCCCGCGGGGGAGGAGGAAGCGCUCGAGUGAGAGGUGGGCCCUGCGCCGGCUCCCCUGCGCGCCUGCGUUGCCAGCGGCCCCCAGAAACCUUACUGAGUGCCUCGUGGUACUCAGGACUGCAGACACCUGUGGCUUCUCUGGAGCAAGAAGAAAGCCACGCCGACAGCAGGUCGGGUACCCCAGGCCAGCGUAACGCCGUCAGUGGUCCUGGUCAGGGCCGGUCCUGCGUGCGCUGGUCCGUGCGGUGUGGAGAGGAGCAGAACGCACUGCCAGGCCUGGGCCUCGGUGGGGUGGGCGUGGAGCAGCACAGCUCUGGCAGCAGGGGAGGGGAGGGGAGCCUGUCCCAUGGGCCGCACUCGCUGUGUGACCCUUCACCCCAGGGCCGACUGGCCUGA